Molecule: messenger RNA, 1452 nt
Organism: Caenorhabditis briggsae
Lineage: Eukaryota; Metazoa; Nematoda; Chromadorea; Rhabditida; Rhabditidae
Exons: 9
Coding region: 1-1452 (483 amino acids)
Biological process (GO): transmembrane transport
Cellular component (GO): membrane
Molecular function (GO): transmembrane transporter activity
Source: RefSeq, a predicted model, not a curated record
AUGGUGAACGAAACGAGGGAUUACAUCAGUAUUGUUAUCUUAUUCUGUGUGAAUUUGGUCAAUAAUAUAGACAGAUUUACAAUUGCUGGGGUUCUACCUGAAGUACAGAGCUACUACGAUAUUAAUGACUCAAUGGGAGGCAUGAUACAGACAGUGUUCCUCAUUUCUUUCAUGAUUGCUUCUCCAAUUUGCGGUUAUCUGGGUGAUAGGUUUAAUCGAAAAUAUAUCAUGAUGGUAGGAAUGGUGAUUUGGUUGAUUUGUGUUUGUGGUUCGACGUUUAUUCCUGGAAAUCUCUUCCCUCUAUUUCUCGUCUUACGAUCACUGGUUGGAAUUGGGGAGGCUAGCUAUGUGAACAUCUGUCCCACCAUGAUCAGUGAUAUGUUCACAACGGAUAAGCGUACAAGAGUCUACAUGCUUUUCUAUCUUGCUGUUCCCGUUGGAAGUGGUCUGGGAUACAUCAUCAGUUCGAAUGUGGCAAGUCUAACCGGUUAUUGGCAAUGGGGUGUGCGAGUCACUGGAAUCGGUGGUGUCAUUGCUUUGUUGGCUCUUCUUUUCUUGGUCUAUGAGCCGGAACGCGGAGCUGCAGACAAAGUUGAAGGAAAAGAGUCUGUCAGACGGACGACGUCAUAUAUGAAGGAUCUAAGAAUUCUUUUGAGAUGCCCAACCUAUGUAGUCACUACUAUGGGAUACACUUGUCUCAUAUUUGUGAGUGGAACUCUGACAUGGUGGAUGCCAACUAUUAUUGAAUACUCCGCCGCAUGGACCAGAGGAUACGCUAGCAUUAAACAACUUCCAUCAUCUUUCAAAAACCAAACUGGUAUCAUUUUUGGUCUUCUCACAACAGCUGGUGGUAUCAUUGGAGUACUUCUAGGAAACAUCAUAGCUCAAUGCUUUCUAUACGGAUGGCUCGGACAAUGGAGCAAAACCAAACGUGGUCAUUUGAUCGCUGCUGGAUUGGGAGCAAUGAUCGCGACGCCUUGUCUACUUGCUCUUUUCACGUUGGGUCAUAAAAGUGAAAUUCUAACUUGGGUGCUUGUCGGCAUCUCGUGUACUGGACUGUGUUUUAAUUGGAGUUUGAAUGUUGAAGUAUUCAAUCAAGUGGUAGCUCCGGAAAGAAGAAGUACUGCAUUUUCAUAUGUCACAUUGGUUUCUCAUUUAUUUGGUGAUGCAUCAGGACCAUAUAUUAUUGGAGCUAUUUCGGAUAGCAUCAAGUCUGGACACGUCGACUCUCCUGAAUGGGACUACAAAUCUCUAGCUUAUGCUUCUUUGUUAGCUCCUUUUAUGAUGGCUGCUUCAACCCUUUUAUAUUUGCUGGCUGCAAUUCUUUUCAAACGAGAUGCAGCUAACUUGGAAAGACAAAUGACAAGCCAUAUAAGAAAUGAUGAUAAAAAAGCGGCGUACUCUCUUGACAUCUGGAGCGACGAUUGUCUUGACAAUACUUCUAAAUUCUGA